Messenger RNA from Stegodyphus dumicola, 7005 nucleotides. RefSeq names its product Fatty acid transport protein 1 (gene Fatp1). Gene Ontology annotation, cellular component: endoplasmic reticulum membrane; plasma membrane. Gene Ontology annotation, molecular function: long-chain fatty acid transmembrane transporter activity; long-chain fatty acid-CoA ligase activity. The record is from RefSeq and is a predicted model, not a curated record. Lineage: Eukaryota; Metazoa; Arthropoda; Arachnida; Araneae; Eresidae. Gene Ontology annotation, biological process: long-chain fatty acid import into cell; long-chain fatty acid metabolic process.
CUAGAUAUUUACUUUGAUAGGGGUCUCUAUCGACUUACGAAAAUGAGGUUGUUCAUUAGGAAGUGCAGGAAACGUAAUGCCACAGUGGGUCAUGUUUUCCAAAAUCUAGUCAAAAGACAUCCAGAAAAGACGUGCUUAUGGAUGGAAGAUGAAAAAUGGACGUUUCAACAGGUUGAAGACUACAGUAAUCAAAUUGCUAAUUGUUUUGCUAAACUCGGUUUCCAUCGCGGCGAUGAUGUAGCUGUCUUCAUGGAAUCAAAGCCUGAAUUUGUUGGCAUAUGGUUAGGUCUGUCCAAAAUAGGUGUGGUUCCAGCACUCAUCAAUUCCAACUUGCGUCUUGAUCCUCUUGCCCAUUCCAUUACUGUUGUGAAUUGUAAAGCAGUUAUUUUUGGCAGUGAACUAACUGAUGCUGUGAAAGGAGUAAGCCCUCUGCUGAAAGAUGUCAAUAUGCAGUACUUCUGCUUAGGAGAAUGUAGUGAUGGUGAUAUCCCUGCUCGGUCUCUAAACAGCUUAAUUCAAGAGAGCUCCAUAAGCCCACCACCAACACAAAAUAAAGGGAAUAUGGAUGAUCGCUUGUUCUAUGUAUAUACUUCAGGAACAACUGGUAUGCCAAAAGCUGCUAUCAUUAGGCAUAGCAGGUUUAUGUGGUUAGGAGCUGGUAUCCACUACAUGAUUUUACUUAAAAGCAAAGAUGUCAUUUAUACAGCACUUCCUCUUUAUCAUACAGCUGGUGGAAUUUUAUCCUUAUCUCAGACUAUGCUAUUUGGAAAUACCCUUACUAUUCGAAAAAAAUUUUCUGCUUCAAAGUUUUGGGAUGAUUGUAUUAAAUAUCAAGCUACUGUUGCUCAGUAUAUUGGUGAAUUAUGCAGGUAUCUUCUUGCUCAACCUGAAAAUCCUCAAGAGAGGAAUCACCAAGUUCGAUUGAUGUUUGGCAAUGGAUUACGUCCUCAAAUUUGGAGAAAGUUUGUAGACAGAUUUAACAUAGCAAAUAUUGGAGAAUUGUAUGGAUCUACAGAAGGAAAUGCCAAUGUCAUCAAUAUUGAUAACAAAAUAGGAGCAGUUGGUUUUAUGUCCAGAAUAAUUCCAACAAUAUAUCCUGUCAGCCUUAUAAAAGUUGAACCCAGUACUGGAGAACCCAUAAGAGAUGAAAAAGGCUUAUGUAUACGAUGUGAACCAGGUGAACCAGGUGAAUUUGUUGGUAAAAUAAUUGUAACAGAUCCAUUAAGACAGUUUGAUGGAUAUGUUAAUAAGUCUGCAACCAAGAAGAAAAUUGUAAAAGAUUGUUUCCAAAAGGGAGAUAUGGCUUUCCUGUCAGGUGAUAUGUUGAUGAUGGAUGAGGAUGGUUAUUUGUAUUUUGUGGACCGAACUGGUGAUACCUUCCGCUGGCGUGGUGAGAAUGUAUCAACAAUGGAAGUUGAGGGAGUUAUAAGUAAUAUUCUUGGUCUAACUGAUUCUGUUGUAUAUGGUGUAAUUGUUCCAGAUGUUGAAGGUCGAGCUGGCAUGGCUGCCAUUUGUGAUCCUGAAAAUUCAGUUGAUUUGAAGCACCUGCUGAAUGAACUUACUAAGGUUCUGCCUUCAUAUGCUGUUCCUCAAUUCAUAAGAAUAUGUGAUAAACUGGAAUCUACAGGCACAUUUAAGUUAAAGAAAGUGGAUCUCCAGAAGGAAGGAUUUGAUCCUUCUAUAGUGAAAGACCCAUUGUAUUACUUGAACAAAAAGCUUAAUGCCUAUGUAAAGUUAGAUACUGAAGUAUACUCAGAUAUUUGCAGUGGGCGAAUUCGUAUAUGAAAUACCCUAUGCAAUUAGUUUCACCUAUUGUAAAGUAUUUUGAGCAAUUAAUGUAUAAAGGGAAAUACUUUUGUUGCCAGUUAAAAAAAGCAUAUGUUGGCACAAUUACUGAAGAUUUGACUGUGAAAAAGGAGUCGGACAUUUUAUAUAGAAUUUCAAGUGAUAUAUUUAUUUUAAAUAGUCCUUAUAUAUUUUUUUUAAUUUAAAGUCAUAGAUUUCAGCUAUUAAUACUAGCAAUGUCAUUUUUUGUAUGUGUGAACAUAAUAUUCAAGCGGCAUGUUGAUAAUUUGCGAAUUUGUUUUCCUGUAUGAAAUAGAAACUGUUUAGGUUUAGCUUUAAUUUAUUAGUUUAGGUCUAUUUUUAAAAUUCUCAGACAUACCACACUUCCUGAAUUCCAUGUAAUUAAUUUUUACCUUAUUUAUUUACAUAUUUGUUUUAAAUCUCAAAAAUCUCCUGUAACAUUUGUAUGAUGAUAAAGUCUUUUGUGCAUGAUAUUGAUUAAAUUUUGAAAAUUUAUGAUAAAAAUGUGAAAGUACUUGUUUCAUUAAUUUGCUAAUACUUAAUCAUAAAUCUGUAAAAAAAAAAUUGUUUGUUUGAUAUUGAUAUAUGAAAACGGUGCACAUUUUUACAUUUUCAUGUUAAAGCACUGAUUAGCUUACUCAGUAUUAAAUUUUUCCUAGUGCCUUGUAGUAUUUUAACCCCCCUUUCUAGGGGACCAAAUUAUUGGAUGCUUUAAAAAUUUUAAACUUUAUCUCAUGAGCAGUUUCUUUCAAUGUUAUAUGAGUUUCAUUAGGUAUAAAUGAUUAACGACAUUCGCUUAUAUAGUUUAGUAUAUUCAUUUAAUUCUUGGAGAUGUUGAAUACAUGGAGCUAAUAUACUAACAGUUUUUAUAUUUCAUGUAUUUAUUUAGUAUUCUUUUAACUUGAUGCCCAUGUAAAUCAGAGGGAUUACUAAAUAUAUUUAAAUUCAUAUUGAGCUUUUGUUCUAAAUUUAUGCUAUUAUCUUGUUUGCAGAGUAAUUUUGGAUAUGCUUAUCAAAUUUAUGCAGAUCAUAUAUAAAUUAAAAUGAAACUAAACUUCGAAUUAUUGUUGACUGUUGCCAUCACAAAUAAAAAAAAUCUUCUGAAGCCUAAUGCAGAUUCUAAAGCCUAAUGCUGUUAUAUAUUUUGAAACUUAUGCAAUUGUUACUGCAGUGUUUUCUCUCAAUGUUUUAAUAUUUGGAAAUUUAUUUAUCUGUGCCUUUUUGAAUGUAAAUGCAGGUUUGAAUGCAUUCCAAUAUGUUUUGAAUGCAGUAUUUUGGUUAGAGAAUCUAUUUUUAGGAAGGUGAAUUUUUAAAGCUUAUUCUUAUGAGAAAAUGUAUUUUAUAAUCAAAAAAUACCAAAGCAAUUCUGUGGAAAGUUCUUUUGCACAAUUCUCUUUUCAGUACUAUUUUGCUUAACUAUUUUGAUGCCUUUUUUGGGCUACUGUAAUGAUUUCAUAUUGUUUUAUAUUGUGCGUCUUCAGCAUUAAAUGUUUCUAAUUGAUUCAGCAGCAUAAAUUAAUAUAAUCUUUAUUCAAAAACAUAAAUUUAUGUACAUUGAUUUUAACAUGAGUAUAUAUUCUAAACAAUUUACAAGUAUUUUAUACAUUCAUUUAUGUACAGUUCAUAUAGUACCACAUAGAUCAAUUGUUCAUUUUUGCAUGUAAAAACUUCAUACAUAUGCUGGACAAUAAAUAUUUAAUGCAGUAAUUGUCUAUACUGUAUUUUAUUUGUGUACUGAAUAUUUCUUGUUAGACUUCUCUUGAUUUGAAUACAAUUUAAAUAAAUCACAGUGAAAAGUAGAAAUUUUUUUCUUAAGAACUGUAUUGCUUUUAAAACUCUUUAUUGUCAUUAAACUUUCAGAUUAAAUUUGAAAGUAUCCUAGGCUUUAUUGAAUUGCAAACACUGGCGUGUAAAAAAUAAAAAUAUUUUAUUUCUGGCCACAGCAAAAUAUUGCUUUCAUCAGGUUUGUUAAUUAAAAUUGAAAGAUAUUUAUCUUAUAUUUUCUCAAAUGGCAACAGACAAUGUUGCCCCGUGAGAGAUAAAAAUGUUUUAUUUUGAACAAUUUUAUCUCUGCUCACUUUCAAAUAGUUGAGUUUGUUAAUUAAAAAUUCAGUAGUUUUACAAAAUAUGAAAUAAUAAAACAUAUUCAAAAUUCGAGCUUCCACGUGGAGGAUUACCCUAUUCUAAUUUUGAUGGCUCUUAACAGUUUUUUCAUAGUGAGGGAAUCUACAUUGAAGCAUAUAGAUUCUUCAUUAUUUGAUUUUUCUAAAAAUAGUAUAUUACAAUAUUUGGCGGCAACAGUCUGAAAAGUGAUUGGCUGUUUAUGGUGAACCAACACAAAAUCCGAUUUCAACCAAUAGCCCCUUUUGCAUUAAUAAUUAAUGAUAGUUACACAUAUAUUUUGAAGAGCAUAUUCAGACUAACUGAAAAGAUCAUCGAAUUGACUUCUGAAAUACAUAGGUCACUCUGAUAUUUUUGAAAUACAUGCAGACUAUAAGGGGCAGAAAACAAAAUAACGGUUAGAUUUGAAAAUAUGAACUAUUUUACCCUAGGAGACUGUUUAUUAUUGACCAAUCGCUAGAAGUUUUAGUGUAUAAUAAAGAUUAGGCAGAAGAAAAAAUGGAGUUGAGACAAGAACAUUAUCAUGUUAUGAUUUUGUUGUUGUUCAUUCAUUUAUUGAACAUUCAUGUUAUGCUUGCGAGAUUAAAUUAAAAAAAAUAUUAGUUCAAAUUAGCAUUUGGAAAUGAAGGUCCAUCUCGUGCUACUGUAUUCAAAUGGUCUAUAGAAUUUCACAAAGGUUGUAACUGUCUUCAGGUUGAAGAAACACAGGAAUGCUGCUGCCAGCAGUAAUCCUGGAUAAUGUGUCUGCCAUAUGGAAAAUGUUAAUCGUUGAUAGUCGCUGCAUCUACCAAAUGAUACAGAAGGAACUUAACAUUGGAUCCACUGCUGUAAUUAAAAUUAUUCAUGAAGAAUUGUAUAGGAAAAAAACUAGUUUCCGAUCAUUUAACUGACAGCACCACAAUGAAAAGUGUAUCAAAAUCAGUAAAGAAACCCCUUAAAUUACUUAAAGAUGCCACCACAUUAUUUCUAAAAUCAUAACUGGUGGUGAAACAUACAUACCAUUUUUUGAUGUUCCAACAUGUCAAGAAAAGUAUGUGUCUUUGAAAAUGAUUUCAUGCCCACAAGUUGUGGGGGAAAAAAAAAUGCCAUGAGAAAAAAAAAUAACAAUAAUGUAUACCGUUUUAUUCACAAGUACAGGACUAGUCAUCAGCAGACAGUCACAGCUAACGGUACACCACUAUCUUUCAAAAAUUUUUCAAGACGUGAAUGUUAGGACUUUCACCACAACAAUGCAUCUUCUCAUUGAGUAAGAUUGACAGUAGAGUUUUUGGAACAAAAAUGCAUCAAAGUGAUAAAACAUCCACCCUAUUUCAUCCGAUCUAGCUAUGUGGGACUCUUAGCUAUUUUUUAAUGUAAAAAAGAACUUACAUGGACAUUGUUUUCAUUCAGAAGAUGAGAUUGAUAAGGCUAUAAAUGCAUUUUUUCAUUGAUUUCAAGAAAUAAAUGGCUUGAGUCAUUUAAUUUUUGGAAAAUUUGCCUAGAGUAAUUUGUCUUUCCUUGAUUCUGGAGAAGACUACUUUGAACAUUCCUAAAAUUUUGUCAGUAUAACUUCAAAAACCUAUGUCUAUCUUAGAAAUUUCAGAAUGACCCGUAUGAAAUGAAAAUUAAUGGAACUUCUGUUGGAAAAAUAUGAAGCUGAACGGCAAAAUUUUUUUUCCGUAAGUGCCAUAGCAUGCCUGAGAAGCACCAAAACCUUUAUUGAUCAGUAAUUUGAUUUCCUACUGGCAGUAUGUAGUUGUGUUUCUUUUUAUAUUACCAGUUUUCUGAAAAAGUGAUGUAAAGUAUACUAAGUUAAUAUGUAUACAGAUAUCCAAUUAAUAAUAUUUAAUUUGAUUCAUUAUGCUUACUUAUUAAAUACUGAAUUUGACUAAUACUUACAAGCAAGGUCAACCUUAAACUCUCAAUUAUUUUGAAAAAGAAAUAUACACGGAUCUAUUGAUCAAGAAAUUCAUUCCAAUAAUAAAAUUAGCUGUUAAUAUUCUACAGCUGAGUAGUUAAAAAAUUAAGAUUUGGCAAUACUUCAUUAUUUUGUAACUUUCAAAAUUUAAUUUUAAAAAUUUAAGAGUCAUUAAGUUGAUCAACUUUUGUAAAAUAAUAAAUGAAGAGAUAACAAGUAAAAGAGAUAUAGUUUCUUCAUUUAUAAUUUUAAUUAAGUUUAUAUUAAAUAUAGUUAGCAACAUAAAAUGGAAAGUUUAAACAGAGCUGUGAAAAAUUAGGUCAAGACAAAAUAAAUUCUGGAAUCAUUUUACAGUAGAAAGAUUCCAUAUUAUAGUCAUUUUAGCAUGAUGCAGACAGGACACAUUUUACUUGAUAAUAUAUACACUGACUACAGACUAAAUAUAAAGCACAGAUGGGAUGCAGGAGAAAAUUACCAAAAACAAUCUAUUGGAAAUAACGAAUUUUAGAAAUUCAGGACCAUCACCAGCCAAAUGCUAAAAAUUACUGAACACAAGUUGUUCAACAUGGAUUCAAAACAUGGUGAAGGGACUGGUUGUAGGGUGCUUUUCCCUAUGAGUAACAUGAGCACCAGCCAUUUAACUUGAUUUUCAUUUUUUAAAAUUUUUUCUUCCAUUACCAUAUUUUUGAAUUUUUUCUCCCAUGCAUAAAUUUAUUUUGGAUACAUUGCAAGCUAGAGUAAGUUAAAAUUUAACCCUUUUCUCUCCCUUGUAAUCACAUGAUUAUAUGAUGAUGAUGACUCACUCUUCUUUCCUCGGUUCCUUUAUUUAACUGACAGAAGCAUCUGUGAAUUCAAUUUCACUUGUGUUAUCCAACUCAUUUUCAGAAUUAAUGAAGCAAGGAAGUUUUCUAUUGCUUCAUCAAAUAUAACUUCUCGCAGACUUUCAUAUUCCUUUAAAUCUUGAAAAUAAAAUUCUUUAGUUGCAUAUCUUCUUGCAUAAAAAUCUGUUAAUUUCAAAUGUUUGGCCACAUUGCACGUAUUUAUAACUCCACAUAAAGAUUUGAUUAACUUUGAAUUUAUGAUUAAUUUUGAAGUCCAUUUCAGUGUCAUCUUAAUUUUUAGAUUCGGCAAUAAUUUCAAUUAUAAGUUAUUUUGCAAAAAAAAAAAAAAAAAAAAAAAAA